AUGUGUUCCCUUCUGCAGUCUCAAAUCGCCGAUUGCGUUGUUCUUCCUCUCCCAAAUCGGAGACCCAGAUGCAAAGUCCCUCCUCUCCUUCGUUUACACUCCGGGAACCGGCAAAUGCUCCAGUUGGCUUCUUCUGCUCAAGCGGCGCCGUUUCUUCAUUGGUGUAACGGAGCUGUUAUUCCGCUCGACGCGUGGUGUCCGAGUCCAACUCAUGCAGCACAAUCAGGCCGCGCGGCUUUCACCGCAUCGCUGCUGACACCUUCGCCGAUUCGGUCUCCGCCACCUCUUUUCUUUUCGUAUGGUUAG
This is a messenger RNA of Linum trigynum, 306 nucleotides long. Lineage: Eukaryota; Viridiplantae; Streptophyta; Magnoliopsida; Malpighiales; Linaceae. The record is from the annotation of a GenBank genome assembly.